Molecule: messenger RNA, 1390 nt
Organism: Desarmillaria tabescens
Lineage: Eukaryota; Fungi; Basidiomycota; Agaricomycetes; Agaricales; Physalacriaceae
Exons: 12
Coding region: 96-1244 (382 amino acids)
Source: RefSeq, a predicted model, not a curated record
UGUCCCUCAGGCUCAUACAAAGCAGAAUUGGAGAAAAACAGUUCAAUUUGACAAAAUCGUAAUGUGCGCGCCGUUCUUCUUAGGCUUUAGCAUCGAUGAUGUUUUUAUCUGUAUCUAUCAGGCACCCACAUAUCCUGUCUUUGAAGGCUAUGUCAUCUCGCAAUGCUUGUACACCCUUUAUAGUAUACGGUAUCAACGAACACCAAAGUCCUGAAUUAUUUACCGCUACGGCGAUUCUCUCUGGCAUUGAUUCGACAUUCGUAGCAGGAGCAACUCUGUCAGCAUUGGACUACCUAAGUUGUUCCGAUAUUCGUCUUGACUCUGCUGAUAUCGAGAAUAUUUAUAUCUUCAUGGAUGGUCCCAACAAAGCCGUUCUGUCGAUAAACACUUACUAUAGGUUGUCGAAUUCGACACCAUCAGACUUACUACCAAGUCAAAUGGCGCUUGACGCGUUAAAUUAUCUGUGUCUCAAGAUUUUCAACGGUGCCAACCCAAUUAUUAUACAGAUUACCUUGUCCGUGAUGGCGGCAUGUCCUAAACCUUCCGAUGACACCGUUACUGAAUCAUCGCUUGAAGUUAGUUCUAAGGAUGAUGAUCUAUCCUCUACCACCGGUGCUUCGAGUUCGGUGAAUGAUGCCAAGCUUUCACAGCCUCGCCGAGAGAUUAUAUGGCCACAGUUCAAAAAUGCUCUCAAAUCUCGAUCCAUCACUUCGUUUCAUUGGAACGUAGAAAACGCGUACGGCGGUGCCAAUCAAUCCCAUAGAUGUCAGGGUUAUCGGCGAGAGGAGGUAACACUGACGCCAGUGGUUGCGGAUUGUCGAGUCAUCACAGAUACAACGCCUAUCCUCCAUGAGCAAUGUCCAAUUUGCGGAGAGAAAGUUGGGGAGGGUCCAUUUCGCUGCGUGUGUGGAAACGGUACGUUGGCUGUUGGUAGUCUGAAUGGAUGCUUCAAUGAUCCUGAUGCAACCUGGUGCUUAGCAUGGGGACAUAGCCGUUGCAGGACGUCGAAGGACUUCCUUUGCAAGGACUGUGCGCCGAGUAUGAAUUUUCAGGGAUCAGGAAUGUCUCGUCCCAGAAGAUUCUGCGGAAGACAGUGGUGCCCACAAGCUCCAUGGUCGAUCGGCAAAUAUUGUUGGUACCAAUUCGUACAGAACGGGCGGCCUGUAAUCGCUCGCUACCAAUGUCUUGUCCUCCAUGACAGCACCAACAAAAUCCCUAGCCCGCAAUUAUGGCGCCAGGUUUAACAUGCUCGCGGUGUUGUUAAGUCGAUUCCUUGCUUUACUUACUCCCUACAUUCAUCAUGCUUUUAAUAUCGCGCUUCGUAGAUUACUAAUUUUUGUUGAAUUUUUGUUCGUGUUGUUGUUUUCGCAAGGCUUUCAUUCUUAAGCCA